CCCCCGUCGUCUCCCUCCCACCACCUUGUCCGCAACAGCUGCCGACAAUGUCUAUCCGUGUGUUAAUCAAGGACUAUCCGCACCGUGCCAUUGCGCUCACGACACCAACCCAUGCCUUGAUCCUCCGACACUCGUCCACUUCCACCGACCCGUCGCACAAUGGCUCCAGCACGAGCCUGGCCUCCAACGGCUCCGCUGCCUCCCGCUGCAUGGUCUCCUUCGUCGACAUCUCCUCCACCGACCUCUCUAGCUACCGUCCAAUCCCCAGCGUCACCGCACACGGCACCCUUGGCCUGAUCACCGUCAACGGCGAUGUCUUCCUCGUCGUGGUCAACGGCUCACGGAAAGUCGCAGACGUGCGACCCGGCGAAACUAUACAGCGCAUACAUUCAGUCGGCUUCUAUUGCCUCAACUCAGCUAGCUACGACAGCCUGCUGAAUGACGAAGUGAACCCAUACCCGACCGACACCGUGGACGAGGAGGGCUAUGAAAUGGGCUUCGGCAAGGGCAAGAGCGAGGGUGCGGGGGGUGUGCUGGAGCAUCCGUGUUUGGCGCUCAAGAAGCUGCUGAGCGGCGGUACUUUUUAUUACAGCGGGGACUUUGACCUUACGCGGCGGUUGCAGGAGAGGUCUACGGAUGCGGCCACAGUGUCCAUCGAUAGUCUGGAUGCUGGCUUCCUGUGGAACUCGUACAUGAUCCAGCCGUUGGUGGAUUUCAGGUCCAGGCUGGCACCGAGGGAAAAGCAGGCGCUGGAUCAUUCGGGGAUUCUCACGAGUGCAAUCAGAGGGUUUGCAUUGACGGUUACCGUGCCGGGCUCAUCGAGUCCGGUUCGUUCGUCUCGGUCGGGCUUGCCAGCGACCAUGACACUCAUUUCGAGGUUAUCCUGCAGGAGAGCCGGGACUCGAUUCAAUGCGCGAGGCAUAGACGACGACGGCAACGUCGCCAAUUUUGUCGAGACGGAGACCGUCUUUUGGGCACCUACCGGAUUGUGCUUUUCAUACACCCAAGUACGAGGCAGUGUGCCGCUAUUCUGGGAGCAAGCAACGGGCCUACUGCCGGGGCAGCAGAAGAUUACAAUCACGAGGUCGCCCGAAGCCACACAGCCAGCAUUCGACAAGCAUUUCGAAAAUCUGGAAUUGAGCUAUGGCGCGAUCCAUGUAGUUAACCUGCUGAGCAACGAGAAGCAAAAUGAGAUUGAUCUCUCGACGCGAUACCGACACCAUGUUAGACAUAGUCCACUGAACGAUAGUGCGGGUAAGAGUUCGAGAGAGCACGAGCUCAUCACUCUCACCGAGUACGACUUCCACGCUGAAACUAGAGGGCCUGGAGGUUAUGAGAUGGCGAGCAUGAUUUCGCAGUGGAUACAGGGUUCCGCAGACAGCUUUGCAUACACUCUCUUGGAGGAAGUGGAAGACAACGUGAGAUCGAAUGGUCAAGAUUAUCUCGUCAAGCGUCCCGCUACGAUUCUACAGCAGGAAGGCGUCUUUAGGACAAACUGUUUGGACUGUCUGGACCGAACGAAUUUAGUUCAGACUAUUAUCAGUAAAAUGGCCUUGGAGCUGUUCUUGAGCCACCGGGGUCUGCGUGCUAGUCAGGAUUUCUGGGCGAGGCAUUCUAGUAUGUGGGCAGACAACGGCGACGCUUUGUCCAGAAUCUACGCUGGAACUGGCGCCCUCAAAUCAUCAUUUACUCGACAUGGAAAGAUGUCGCUUGCAGGAGCACUGGCCGAUGCAAGGAAGAGCGCAACGAGGAUGUACAUCAACAACUUCGCCGACAAGGGGCGUCAGAACACCAUAGACAUGCUGUUAGGUCGUUUGAUGGGCCAAGCCCCCGUUCACCUCUACGACCCAAUCAAUGACUUCGUCAUGGCAGAGCUCACCAGACGGUCCGGCGAAUACACCGAGGCAGAGGUCAUUCAUAUGCUUGUAGGCACAUUCAACUUGAACGGCAAGACAAAUGGUCUUCACGAUGAUCUCUCGCCAUGGCUAUGCCCUGAUGUCGAUCCCUCCCAGCAGUGCCCGGAGAUUGUGGCCGUUGGCUUCCAGGAGAUUGUGGAGCUCAGUCCACAGCAGAUCAUGUCUACGGACCCUGCUAGACGGCAGGCUUGGGAAACUGCAGUCAAGAACUGUCUCAACGAAAAUGCGGCGAAGCACGGCAAGGACGAGUAUGUUUUGUUGAGAGGUGGUCAGCUGGUGGGUGCGAGCUUGUCUGUUUUCGUGAGAGCAGGCUCGUUGAAGUUGAUCAAAAACGUCGAGGGAAGCUUGAAGAAGACUGGUAUGUCGGGUAUAGCUGGAAACAAAGGUGCAGUGGCCAUUCGUAUGGAGUAUGCAAACACUUCGAUCUGUUUUGUCACGGCCCAUCUUGCGGCUGGAUUUGCCAACUAUGAAGAGCGAAAUCGUGACUAUCGAACCAUCAGCCAUGGUUUGAGGUUCCAGCGAAACCGCUCCAUUGAAGACCACGAUACGGUGGUGUGGUUGGGCGAUUUCAACUACCGCAUUGGAUUGAGCAAUGAUAAAGUGCAAAAACUCUGUCAUGUUGGUGACCUUGAGACGCUAUACGAGAACGAUCAGCUCAAUCUGCAGAUGGUUGCCGGUUUGACCUUUCCAUUUUAUAGCGAGGCCCGUAUAACCUUUCUUCCGACCUACAAGUAUGACCUCGGCACAGAUACAUACGAUACUUCAGAGAAAGCGCGAAUUCCUGCCUGGUGUGAUCGAGUCCUCCGAAAAGGCGAUAACAUACGGCAGAUCAACUACGAUGCUGCACCGCUCCGGUUCUCAGACCACCGUCCUGUCUAUGCUACAUUCCAGUGCCGCAUCAGCAAGGUCGAUGAAAAGAAGAAGGAAGUGCUCAGUCAGGAGCUCUACGAGAAGAGGAGAGAGUAUGUAGGAGAGGUCAGGGUGGGCGACGGGCAAGACGAGAGUGACGACGAAGACUUGCUCGGCUACGAGAGUGUAGAGCCUGGAUUACCACCCGCAAGUUCAGACCGAAGGAAAUGGUGGCUAGAUAACGGAUUACCUGCCCGAUCGCGCGUCCAACCGCCAUCCAACGACCACAUCCCCAACCCGCAAAAGCAAGGAAACCCAUUUGCCCCAUCUCCGGAGCCUGACUGGGUCGAAAUCAAGCGAAUGGGAUCCCAAAGGCCCGACCCUCCACCCACAAGAGGAACAGCAAGAGCACGCACAGUCGACUUCAACACCCCAUCCUCCCUCACAAACCCAACCCAACCACAUCGUCAAGCGCGCAAACUCGCCGCACCCCCCUUCAUGCCCAGCACCAACAACUCUCCGACGACCUCCGCCCUCGACGAUAGCAACUACAACAACGGGCUCAAACGCACCACCUCGAGCGCUUCCACACACUCUCUACCACCGAACCUCCACCGUCUUCCUCCUCGUCACCCGCUUCCGCCUCUCUCCCAGCAGCAGCAUAACCCACCUUCGAAUCUCUCUAAAGAACUCCACCGCAAACCCGCUCCCCCAAUUCCAAACAAAAAACCCGCUCUCCAAUCCACUCCCUCUUCCGCCCAACAGCAGCAGCAGCAGCAGCGCUACCGCGACGACCCAUCCCCUCCACCACCUUCAAACCGUCCCAACCCCCCGCCUCCAAGACGCAGUAUGGCUGCGCCCCCACCCGCCCAACAGUACUCCAUCUCCUCCUCUUCUUCAACUCCUUCCGCCACGCCAAUCGACAGGAAACCACUCCCGCGGUCCUCGUCCUCGGCUCAGCAGCCCUCGGGCCGCAGAGUCAUGGCCCCGCCGCCGGUGAAUCUGCUCGACGACGACGAGUUCGAUAACGUGGAACGGCCGCCGCAGCUUCCGCCGCGUGUUGGGAACGCGAACGCGAACGCGAGUAGAAACCUAAUGGACGGCGAUGAUGUUAGUAGAGAGGAUUUGGAUGGACUAAAGGGCUGGGAGGUUUUGAGACCGGUGGGGUAA
Periconia digitata is the source of this 3935-nucleotide messenger RNA. The record is from the annotation of a GenBank genome assembly. NCBI's taxonomy places the organism in Eukaryota, Fungi, Ascomycota, Dothideomycetes, Pleosporales, Periconiaceae.